Penicillium brasilianum is the source of this 2022-nucleotide messenger RNA. Lineage: Eukaryota; Fungi; Ascomycota; Eurotiomycetes; Eurotiales; Aspergillaceae. The record is from the annotation of a GenBank genome assembly.
AUGCUGUCAGAGAUUGAUGGUGUCCGCGUGGCCGUCGUUGGCUGUGCCCAUGGCGGCUUUGAUGAAAUAUACACCCUGCUGAAAGCCAGAGCAGAGGCCAAGGGCUGGGAGACCAUCGAUCUGGUGAUCAUUGGUGGCGAUUUCCAGGCCCUCCGGAACGCCAAUGAUGCCGCAUGCAUCUCCGUACCUGCCAAGUGGAAGUCCAUGGGCGACUUCUACAAGUACUACAGUGGCGAGGCGGUCGCCCCGUACCUCACCAUCUUUUGUGGGGGCAACCACGAGGCAAGCAACUACAUGUUCGAGCUGUACUACGGUGGGUGGGCAGCUCCGAACAUCUACUAUCUUGGUGCCGCCAACGUUGUCCGCUUUGGUCCGCUGAGAAUUUCCGCUAUGUCGGGUAUCUGGAAGGGGUAUGAUUUCCGCAAACCUCAUUUCGAAAGACUCCCGUACAAUUCGGAUGAUUUGCACAGCGUGUACCACAUUCGGGAGCUGGAUGUUCGCAAGCUACUGCAGGUCCGAACUCAAGUCGACAUUGGCCUUUCUCAUGACUGGCCACGGGGCAUCGAGUAUUCCGGCGACCAUCAAGAACUGUUCCGGAAGAAGCGUGGCUUCAGGGAGGACUCUGAACACGGUCGCCUCGGUAAUGCAGCGGCUCGUGAUGUUCUGGAUCGUCUUCGCCCGGCAUACUGGUUCUCCGCUCACCUCCAUGUCAAGUUCGCUGCUGCCGUAGCUCAUGAUGGUGCUAGCCUUGCGAAGAUACCCUUCCCUGCUGAUCAGCCUUCUGUCUGGGCUGUUGAGGCUCAUGUCCCCGCUGUCUCUCCCAAGGCCGCCUCCAAAACCAUGGCCCCGUCUUCAGUCAAAUCCCCCUCACCUUCCCCUGUUGCCGCUUCAUCUGAUCACGCCACUUCAAACCUGGAGCCGACUCCAAUGGUAAUUGACACAUUGCGCCCAGCUUCCGCUACCGCUCAGGAAAACCUGCAAGUUGGGAACGACUCCGCCGAAGGUGGCUCCGUAGAGGCUGAGCAGCAAGAGUGUCGUAUUAUGGAGCAGGACUCCAUUGAGACGGCUCAGCUGCAUAAGGAACGCGAGGCAGAAUCUAAGGAGCGAUCAAACGAAGUCACUAUCGAUCCGUUCACUUCUGGUAUAAACCAGGAUGAGAUCGACUUGGAUUUAAGCAGCGAAUCCGACGAGUCUGGUUCUGGAAACCCGUCUCCUACCAAAGCACCGAAGAUCAAUAUUCCUGCUUCCGACGGAUCCAAGCAUAACGCCACUGCCUCCGAAGAGCCUCUGGUAGACCGCGCAGUCACUGAAGGCCUACGUAGCAAGCUCCCCGCCAGCUUUGCCCGCCCUGUUACUUCCACGGUCGAGCCGAUCCAAAAGAAGCUCGUCCCAGCCGACAUCACCAACAAGCUCACUCGAUUCCUCGCGCUGGACAAGCCGCAUAACAGGGAUGACUUUUUGCAUCUCGUGAAGAUCAAUCCCAUCAAAUCGACCGGUGCUCAGGCUUCCCCCGCAAGCUUCCGUCUGGAGUACGAUAAGGAAUGGUUGGCGAUUACCCGAGUAUUUGCGAAUGAUCUCGUUUUAGGUGAUGCAACUGCUCAGGUCCCAGCCAACAAGGGCGAGGAAUACUACCGUGCACGUAUCAUCGAAGAGGAAGAGUGGGUUGAGGAGCAUCUUGUCAAGGAAAAGCGGAUGCUGGUUCCCUACAACUUCCAACCAACCGCCCCUAACUUUGACCCUGAAGUCCCCCUGACCACUUCGGAGCAGCCAAAGGAGUAUACAAACUCCCAGACUGCUGAGUUCUGCAAACUGCUGGACAUUCCCAACAAAUUUGAGCUUACUGAAAGCGAGCAAGAGGCUCGGAUGAACGCUGGACCUCGUCCCACGGUUUCUGGACAUGGUGGCCGUGGCCGUGGUGGGCGUGGUCGUGGAAGUUUUCGGGGUGGUGGCGGCCGCCGAGGCCCUGGCCGUGGCAUGGGACGUGGUGGUGCCAGAGGUGGUGGUUUUCACUCUUCCUGGUGA